Molecule: messenger RNA, 1068 nt
Organism: Vigna angularis (adzuki bean)
Lineage: Eukaryota; Viridiplantae; Streptophyta; Magnoliopsida; Fabales; Fabaceae
Product: B-box zinc finger protein 20
Exons: 3
Coding region: 239-1051 (270 amino acids)
Biological process (GO): photomorphogenesis; regulation of DNA-templated transcription
Cellular component (GO): nucleus
Molecular function (GO): zinc ion binding
Source: RefSeq, a predicted model, not a curated record
GUUUGGAAUAUGUUGAGAAUAAAAAUAGGAGAAGGAGAAGCAAGUUGGUGUCUCCCAAUCCAGAUUUCUGCGAAAGUCAGAAGACACUAAAUAGGGCUCAACCUAAAGCCAAGUCGCCCAUAAUUCUUUUGUCCCCAUAUACACUCUCACCCCACCAUCAAUUAAAGCUCUUUUCUUCUCUUCUCUUCUCUUCUAACUCUUCCACCACAAAACUAAGCUAAGCAAAACAGAGAGAAAGAUGAAGAUCCAGUGUGAUGUAUGUGACAAAAUGGAAGCCACAAUCUUCUGUCCUGCAGAUGAAGCUGCUCUUUGCCAUGGCUGCGAUCGCACCAUUCACCACGCCAACAAGCUUGCAACCAAACACCCUCGUUUCCCUCUCAUCUUCCCCACCUCCAAAGACUUCCCUCGCUGUGAUAUCUGCCAAGAGAAGCGUGCGUAUCUAUUCUGCCAAGAAGACAGGGCAUUGUUGUGUAGGGAAUGUGACCUUCCAAUACACAGAGCGAAUGAGCAUACUCAGAAACAUAACAGGUUUCUUCUAACGGGGGUGAAGCUCUCGGCUACAUCUUUGGAUUAUGCUUCCUCCUCCACCAAUUGCACCGAUACACUCACUGCCUCUGAAGGAAAAAACGCUCGAUCUAGAAUGAACACACCCAGAUCAAUUUCCAAUGAAAAUCUCAGCUCUUCUUGCAAGGUUGAAGACAACGUGGGCAGUGACACUGGCUCGGUUUCAACCAGCAGCAUUUCUGAGUAUUUGAUCGAGACAAUACCCGGUUACUGUUUCGAAGAACUCCUUGAUGGUUCAUUCGCACCUAAUAAUGGUUUCUGUAAGAAGCAGAAUCAUGAUCAUCUUUGGGAGUUUGAGGAGCAAGAUCUAGCUCAGGGGUUAAGGAAAUUCCAAAUGGGGGAUGUUAUGGUUGUGCCGUUUCUUAAACUAGUUGUUCGAUUGAUAAAAAAUCUAGACCAACUACUUGUAAAAAUCUGUUGGGAAAUAUCUUCUAUGUUUCGUUAUCUGAAUUUCUUUUUGGGUUCUGUGCUUGCAUUCUUUUUAUAAACUUAUUCUUCGUUCUA